UUACAUAUAAAUAUGGAGUCUACUUCAUGAAAAAAGAAAUAACUUCAAUUCCAACAAUAAUUACAUAUCAACACAAUGUCCUCAUUUUUCCUAAUCGAUCAGGAACUGCACUAAUGGUGUAAACAUCCUGUCGCCAUUUUUACAGAGCUUUUCCGGCCCCCCAUAUCUAUAUUAUAUUGAUCUCUUUCUCUCUAUCUAUCUGAAAUGGCGAAUAUGGUUCCGGCGAGGUUCAAGAGGGUAGCGGAAGCCUUCGACGAGGCGGCUCUCACAAUAAAGUCUCGGCCUCCGUGCGGAAGCAGCGGCAGCGAGCACUCUGCCGCCGCCGCCGAAAGCUUGACGGAUGUUGAUUUCUCCGGCCUCGUGAAUUCGUUCAUGUGGGAGGGGCGAGUUGAGUGGGCCGAUGAUGGCGGCCGGGACGACGAGGAUCGGACGGAAGACGAGAAUUACUGCGACGACGUCGUGGAAGCUAAGGAUGCUUUGGAGAGGCUGUUAAGGUACGAGGACGGAGAGAAUGGCGUAAGACAGAGGAGGUUGUUUGAGGACGUGGAAAUGGCUCGCCGGCAGGAAUCCGGGGAUCUUUCUUCGCCGGAGUUUAAACGACGGUUGAUGGCCCGGUUGCGCGGUCAGGGAUGGGAUGCCGGUCUAUGCAAAACAAGGUGGGAGAAGAAGGAAGGCUGCCCUAACAAGGGAGAUUACGAAUACAUAGACGUAAACAUGAACGGAGAACGUUUCAUUAUAGAAGUAGACCUGAGAAGAGAGCUAGAAAUCGUGAGGCCGACAUCGGGAUACUGUUCGUUGCUGGAAUUGUUUCCCGAUGUGUACGCGGGGAAGACGGAAGAGCUGAAGAAGAUUGUAAGGAUAAUGAGCAAUGAGAUAAAGAGAUCAAUGAGGAAAAUGGGGAUUCAUGUUCCUCCAUGGAGGAGGCAUUCAUACAUGCAAGCCAAGUGGUUCAGUUCUUAUAAGCGCACAACCAAUGGGAUCUCAGCAGCUAAUCACAAAGAGGCUUCAUUUUCUACUACUUCUACUUCUUCAAGAAGGGUUGGAUUCUACCCAAGGCCAGAAAUUUCAUUCAAAUGCAGAGAGGUUUUUGGGAUGAGGAAUAAUGGUUUCAGAGUUGGGAAUUUGGCUGCUGCUUUGAGUGGGGGCUAAGUUACUAACUUAGCUACCUGCUUACUGAAUUGUUUUGCGCUUUUACUUGAAUGAUGGGAAAUUGUGUAUACUAUCGUAUAUAUUAAGUAGAUUUUGUUUUCUUAAAGCUUAUUGUUUGUUUAAUAUUCAAUAUAGCUAGUCAGGGAAAUAAUUAAGUUUUGUUGCUUAUAUAUAUGAGGAUGGAUUAUCCUUGCAUUAUUGUAAUCUCUCUUUAACGUGUACAUUACUACGUAUAUAGUAGACAAUGAAAUCAACCCAGUUUUCUUU
Messenger RNA from Cuscuta epithymum, 1416 nucleotides. The record is from the annotation of a GenBank genome assembly. NCBI's taxonomy places the organism in Eukaryota, Viridiplantae, Streptophyta, Magnoliopsida, Solanales, Convolvulaceae.